Molecule: messenger RNA, 2623 nt
Organism: Pipistrellus kuhlii (Kuhl's pipistrelle)
Lineage: Eukaryota; Metazoa; Chordata; Mammalia; Chiroptera; Vespertilionidae
Gene: LRRC71
Product: leucine rich repeat containing 71
Exons: 15
Coding region: 101-1795 (564 amino acids)
Molecular function (GO): protein binding
Source: RefSeq, a predicted model, not a curated record
GGUGGGCGCGGAGCAGAGACCCCUGAGCCGGCCGAUCGCCUGCAGAGUCACCGCUCACCCUGCUUCCUCGCCCGCGGGAGGGUCCCAGGGUCUGUCCGGCAUGUCUGUCGAGUCGGGCACGCAGGGCGCCUCCCCCAGGCCCACGCGUUCCGGGAUCCAGAAGUCGUCGGGCACAGUGACCAAGAAGGGGGAUCGCGCGGCCAAGGAGAAGCCCACGACGACAGUGCUGCUGCCGGUGGGCGAGGAGGAGCCCAAAAACCCCGAGGAGUACCAGUGCACCGGGUUCCUGGAGACCGACUUCGCCGAGCUCUGCACCCGCCUGGGCUACGCCGACUUCCCCAAAGUGGUCACCCGGCCCCGCCCGCACCCCACCUUUGUCCCCUCCUCCUCGGUGUCGGAGAAGCCGGUGGAUGACCAGCGGCCCUCAGGCUCCUGCAGCCUCAACAGCCUGGAGAGCAAGUACGUGUUCUUCCGGCCCACCAUCCAGGUGGAACUGGAGCCCGAGGACAAGACCGUGAAGGAAAUCUACAUCCGCGGCUGGAAGGUGGAGGAGAGGAUCCUGGGCAUCUUCUCCAAGUGCCUGCCCUCCCUCAACCAGCUGCAGUCCAUCAACUUUUGGAAGGUGGGGCUGACGGAUACGACCCUGGCCACGUUCAUCGCCCUGCUGUCUCUCUGCUCACCCACACUCAGGAAGGUGUCCCUGGAGGCCAACCCGCUGCCGGAGCAGUCCUACCACAAGCUCAUGGGGCUGGACAGCACGAUCACGCACCUGUCCCUGCGGAACAACAACAUCGACGACGAGGGCGCGCGGCUGCUGGGCCAGGCGCUGUCCACGCUGCACACUUGCAACCGCACCCUGGUCUCCCUCAACCUGGGCUUCAACCACAUCGGGGACGAGGGCGCCGGCUACAUCGCGGACGGCCUGCGGCUGAACCGCUCUCUGCUGUGGCUGUCCCUGGCCCACAACCGCAUCCAGGACAAAGGCGCCCUGAAGCUGGCCGAGGUCCUGCAGCCCUUCGAGCUGACACACACCGAGGUGGUGGAGCGCCGGCGCCUCCUGCUGGAGAAGGGCACCCAGGAGCGCCUGCGGUCGCCUUCCUCUUCUCGGCAUGGGGAAUCCAAAACGGAGCGAGAGAAGAUCCAGCUGAUGGGAGUCAGCAGCGUGGCGCUGAUGGACAAGGCGGACAAGAUGAUGGCAGUGAAGACCUCGAAGGGCCUGAUCAAGAAAAAGGAGAAGGCAGCGGAAGUGGUGAAGAAGGAGGAGAAGUCGGGGUCCGGACAGUCCCCCAUCCCAGGAAACCUCAAGAAGGAAGAGGCCCCCAAGACAAGCAAGGGGAAGGUGACCAUCCCCGAGCAGCAGAAGCCGACCAAGGGGAAAGGCACCAAGACGGGGAGCAAAGAGAAGCGCAGCACCCUCCUGGAGUCCGAGCAGCUGAUCAUCGAGGCUACAGAGAUGGUGAACCCUCUGCUGGAGCCCGUGGAACACCGAGACGGGAAAGUGUUCAUGCCUGGGAACAAGGUCCUCCUGCACCUCAACCUCAUCCGAAACCGCAUCACGGAGGUGGGGCUGGAGGGCUUCCUCGGCGUGGCGCGCUACCAGGCCCAGCCGCAGUCCUCCAAGGCCUCCAAGAGCGCGCCCAAGGGCCCCACGGGGCUGCUCCGGCUGAACCUGGCGAAAAACAACUUCUCCCCGCAAAACCCCAUGUACAUCAUGAUUCAGGACCUGAUGCUGCCGAGGGACCCCAUCAGCAAGGCCAAGCACAGGGAGGAGGAGUCCACGGCGUCGGCCACCUAGCCGCCCCCUCGCACCUCCGGCCCGGACGCUGGUCACAGGAGCAUCUCCUGUCCGGUGUGGGCUGAGCGAGAUCUCCGGUCAGGUACGAAGGCCGCUGCUGUACUCUCCCCCCUUGAAGUUGUUUAAAGCUUUAUUCUGGAACUACCUGGGACGUUCGGACUCUGUUCAUGUCACGGCCAAACUGGCGGGAUCGCUGCCGUUUGCCGGGCCUUGCUCUCCCGUUUCCUAGAGCACACGCACCUCGACGUCUGAAACCCUACACCCAAACGGUGAGGGGCCAGCGGCGUCGGGAGAGCUGGGGCCCAUCGGUGUGGCUCCCUGAGCGGCCCACUGACCAGGCGGAGUGCGCACAGGGCUGGCUCCCGGGAGCCGGCAGCCACGUCACGGGAGCUUCCAGGAGUGUCCCUCCUUCCCCGCUGGGCAGGUAACCUGGCCCGUCUCUGUACGCUGUUGCCUCGACAGAGAUGUGCUCUCCCUGCCGAGAACUCUCUAGUGAGGCUCAGUGGCUCUCCAGGCCUCUGGCCACCUGCUCGGCCUCUGGGCUGCUGGCCGAGCUGCAGGGAACCCAGCCAUGCUUUAGGUUCCCAACACGAGCAACCACAGGUGCUUGGCGAGGAUGCCACCUCGGCUGCGCCAGUUAUUCCUGCCUGAAUCCCUCUGCAGCAGUGGUUCUCAACCUUUCUGAUGCCGCGACCCCUUAACACAGUUCCUCAUGGUGACCCCCAACCAUAAAAUUGUUUUCGUUGCUCCUUUAUAACUGUCAUUUUGCUGCUGUUACGAAUCGUAACGUAAAUAUCUGAUACGCAGGCUGUCUUAGGCCACCCCUGU